AUGGCUGUUCGGGCUUCCUUCGAGAACAACAAUGAGAUCGGCUGCUUCGCCAAGUUGACCAACACCUACUGCCUGGUGGCUAUAGGAGGCUCGGAGAACUUCUACAGUGUGUUUGAAGGGGAGCUUUCAGAGACGAUACCUGUUGUCCAUGCAUCAAUAGCAGGGUGCAGAAUUAUCGGAAGGAUGUGCGUAGGAAAUCGUAAUGGCCUUCUAGUUCCAAAUAACACAACAGACCAGGAGCUCCAAAAUAUAAGAAACAGUUUGCCAGAAUCUGUCCGGAUCCAGCGGGUGGAGGAGAGGCUGUCUGCCUUGGGGAAUGUGAUAGCUUGUAAUGACUAUGUAGCUCUGGUUCACCCUGACCUUGACAGGGAGACCGAAGAGAUUUUGGCAGAUGUGCUGAAAGUAGAGGUGUUUAGACAGACCGUUGCCGAUCAAGUGCUGGUUGGAAGUUACUGUGCUUUCAGCAAUCAAGGAGGCUUGGUGCACCCUAAAACAUCAAUAGAAGACCAGGAUGAGUUGUCAUCUCUUCUCCAGGUCCCUCUUGUGGCUGGAACAGUGAAUCGAGGUAGUGAAGUGAUUGCAGCAGGAAUGGUUGUCAAUGACUGGUGUGCUUUCUGUGGCCUGGACACAACCAGUACAGAGCUGUCAGUCAUAGAAAGUGUAUUCAAAUUAAGCGAUGCCCAGCCAAGCACUAUUGCCACCAGUAUGAGAGACUCCCUCAUUGACAGGUAUGUUCAUUGUAUGUUAUGCAGUCUAUAUAUAUAG
Staurois parvus is the source of this 765-nucleotide messenger RNA. NCBI's taxonomy places the organism in Eukaryota, Metazoa, Chordata, Amphibia, Anura, Ranidae. The record is from the annotation of a GenBank genome assembly.